Molecule: messenger RNA, 552 nt
Organism: Nicotiana attenuata
Lineage: Eukaryota; Viridiplantae; Streptophyta; Magnoliopsida; Solanales; Solanaceae
Exons: 1
Coding region: 1-552 (183 amino acids)
Source: RefSeq, a predicted model, not a curated record
AUGAAGAAAGAGUUGAAACAACUAAAUCAUACAGAAUUCAGAAAUAUAGGGGAGAAGAUCGAGCUCUAUAGACAGAAUUUGCAAUAUAUUCAAACACAAAGGGGCCAUCACACUCAACCAGAUCUACUGUUUGAAGAAGAGGAAGAAGUGAAGAUUGAACUAGAGAAAUGGAGCCUAGUGGAGGAAAGUAUUCUGAAGCAGAAAUCUAGGAACAAAUGGCUAGAACUAGGUUAUGAGAACAAUGCUUAUUUCUUUGCUAGCUUGAGGAAUAGACAGGCUCAGAACAGAAUUACAAGCCUUAUUGAUUCCAAAGGAGAUAUUAUUCAACAACCAGAAGAUAUUGCUGCAGAAGUGACUAGUUUCUAUAAAACACUAUUAGGGAGUGCUGCUGCCCAGCUACCAGUAAUAGACCUUAAGGUUAUGAAACGUGGGAAUGUGCUCAAUAGACAUCAACAACUACAGCUAGUAUCACAGGUAACUCAAGAUGAAGUAUUUCAUGCCCUUAUGAGUAUUGAUGAUCAUAAAGCUCCCGGAUAUGAUGGAUUUAAAUAA